This is a messenger RNA of [Torrubiella] hemipterigena, 948 nucleotides long. The record is from the annotation of a GenBank genome assembly. NCBI's taxonomy places the organism in Eukaryota, Fungi, Ascomycota, Sordariomycetes, Hypocreales, Clavicipitaceae.
AUGAACUCACAAACAAACUAUCUCGUCUUUGGUGGAACAGGUCGCCAAGGAGGCUCCGUUAUCAACGCUCUUCUUGAACCUUCAACCACCGUUUCCCCAUCGCAAAUCUACGCUGUUACAAGAAACACCGAGGGCGCUUCUGCCCAACGCCUAGCCGGCCGCGGCAUCAACCUUAUCCAAGGGGAUCUCAUCAACUCGCCCAGCAUCAUGGAGGAAUUGGUUACACGUGGCGUCCAGCAAUCCAAGACCGUCGUCUAUUUUGCACAGGCCCACGGCCCAACUGAAGUGGACGAGGCCAAGAGCUUGAUCGACGCCUCUGUGGCCUCGGGUCUCCAAUACAUUGUCUACUCAUCCGUCGACAGAGGCGGCAAAGAGGCAUCAGACCGAGACGCUUCAUACUGCAAGACAUUUUCCGACAAGUUUCUCAUUGAAAAGCACCUGGAAAAGAUGACCAAGGACACUGCUGUCGAUUACACCAUUAUCCGACCUACCUGGUUCAUUGACAACGCAUCUUGGGGCUUCCCAGGUCGUCUCUCCAUGACUGCAUGGCGCGACGUAAUGGGCGGCAAGAAACUUCAAGUCACAAGUACCAAAGACAUUGGCCGCUGGGCAGCUUUUGCUAUGCUUCGCCCGGACGAAGCUGCGCUCAGGAACAGCGCGCUCAGCAUCGCCAGCGACGAGUUGACUUUUGAUGAAAUGGACGACAUCUUCAAGCAAGAGAUGGGCAAAAAUAUCGAGGUCAUGAAUGGCCUAGUGACUAGAGCUAUUGUUUGGAUGACGACAGAUUUGAGAACCAUGUUUGGCUGGAUCAAGGAGAGAGACUAUGGUGCUGAUAUGGUGGAACUGCAAAAGCACAUCAAGCCCUACACGUUUCGCCAGUGGGCGGCUGAUUUGCGAAAGAGCCAGAGAGUUUGAAUUUAGUCCACUGUUUGUAUCAUAGUAAUUGGG